AUGACUAUAUAUAGAAGUGCAGAAGACUUGCACAGCAAGCUAAGUAGUCUGAAAGGAUUACUCUUGCGGGGUGGAAACAUUCUAGAGAAGUUUGCCAUGGUAAACACAGUUGUGUUCGAUAAAACAGGGACCCUUACAGUUGGUAGACCUGUGGUGACAAAGAUUGUCACUCCUACAUGCAUAGAAAAUGCAAAUCCAAGCCAAACUGAAGAAAAUGCUUUGUCUGAUGUUGAAGUUCUGAGGUUAGCAGCUGGGGUAGAAUCAAAUUCGGUACAUCCAGUUGGGAGAGCGAUUGUAGAUGCUGCUCAGGCAGUUAAUUGUCAUAAUGCUAAGGUAGCAGAUGGAACAUUCCUGGAAGAACCUGGAUCUGGUGCAGUAGCAACCAUUGAUAAUAAAAAGGUUUCUGUUGGGACAUUGGAAUGGAUUACCAGGUGUGGAGUUAACAACAGUAUACAUCAAGAAAUGGAUGAGUGUAAAAACCAAUCCUUUGUCUAUGUUGGGGUCAAUGAGACUCUAGCUGGCCUAAUUUAUUUUGAAGAUGAGAUAAGGGAAGAUGCAAGACACGUUAUUGACACAUUGUCUAAGCAAGAUAUUGGUGUAUACAUGCUGUCUGGAGACAAAAGGAAUGCGGCUGAGUAUGUUGCAUCCCAUGUUGGAAUUCCCAAAGAGAAGGUGAUAUCUGAAGUGAAACCAGACGAGAAAAAGAAGUUCAUAAAUGAACUACAGAAAGAUAAUAACAUUAUAGCUAUGGUUGGUGAUGGAAUUAAUGAUGCAGCUGCUCUGGCUUCUUCACAUAUUGGUAUUGCACUAGGUGGAGGUGUUGGAGCUGCCAGUGAGGUAUCUUCUAUUGUAUUGAUGCGCAACCAGCUCUCACAGCUACUAGAUGCUUUGGAGCUUAGCAGGCUAACCAUGAAUACCGUGAAACAAAAUCUUUGGUGGGCUUUCAUAUACAACAUUGUAGGGAUUCCAAUCGCAGCUGGAGUUUUAUUUCCUAUAAAUGGGACUAUGCUGACUCCAUCAAUUGCAGGGGCUCUCAUGGGUUUCAGUUCCAUUGGCGUAAUGACUAACUCGUUACUUUUGAGAUUCAAAUUUUCCUCAAAGCAG
Molecule: messenger RNA, 1104 nt
Organism: Gastrolobium bilobum
Lineage: Eukaryota; Viridiplantae; Streptophyta; Magnoliopsida; Fabales; Fabaceae
Product: copper-transporting ATPase PAA1, chloroplastic-like
Exons: 8
Biological process (GO): copper ion homeostasis
Cellular component (GO): membrane
Molecular function (GO): ATP binding; copper ion binding; P-type divalent copper transporter activity
Source: RefSeq, a predicted model, not a curated record